Molecule: messenger RNA, 1590 nt
Organism: Pseudocercospora fijiensis CIRAD86
Lineage: Eukaryota; Fungi; Ascomycota; Dothideomycetes; Mycosphaerellales; Mycosphaerellaceae
Exons: 5
Coding region: 1-1590 (529 amino acids)
Biological process (GO): thiamine biosynthetic process
Cellular component (GO): cytosol
Molecular function (GO): phosphomethylpyrimidine kinase activity; thiaminase activity; hydroxymethylpyrimidine kinase activity
Source: RefSeq, a predicted model, not a curated record
AUGAAGCGAAUCCUGCUGAUCGGAGGGUCGGAUAGCUCUGGUGGAGCUGGCGUUGAAGCGGACCAAAAAGUGGUGGCUUCACAUGCUUGCUAUGCCAUGACCGCGACUGCCGCGUUAACGGCACAGAACACCCAGGGCGUUUACGACAUUCACCAAACACCCUCGGAUUUUGUGGAGAAGCAAAUCAAUGCUUGCAUUGAGGACAUUGGCGUCGAUGUCCUCAAGACAGGCAUGCUGGCAUCGGCUCAGACCGUUUCGGUUGUCGCUGAUGCCAUACGGAAACAUAAUAUUGCUACCACAGUGAUUGAUCCUGUCAUGGUUGCAACCAGUGGCGCCCAGCUUCUGCCAGAGUCCGCAGUCAACACGUUAUGCUCUGAGCUGUUGCCGGUCACGACAGUCUUGACACCCAACAUUCCUGAAGCCAAUCUCAUGCUCAAAAAAGCAGGUAAAGACGCUAUCGACAUCCAGGAUCUCGAUGGCCUAAAAUCACUAGCAGCUGCAGUCCACUCGUUGGGUCCCAAAAACGUGCUUUUGAAAGGCGGCCAUCUCCCGCUUUCCUCAGACUACAACGUUGCAAAAUCAGAGGAUAACAAGAAGAUUGUCUGCAACAUUCUCUUCACCAGCGAUUCGAUAGACGUCAUCGAAUUUCCCUACCAGAAGUCUGAGAACACCCACGGCACCGGAUGCUCCCUGGCUUCUGCUCUUGCUUGCAACCUCGCGCUUGGCCAUGAUUUGGUGCACUCCGUCGUCGCUGCAAGCCGCUACGUGGAUGCCGGCAUCAAAUCUGCUGUCAAGCUUGGUCACGGAUCUGGACCCAUCAAUCACUUUCACUCCCUUCAGGUCCUGCCUUUCCCGCCGGGCGGCUUUGUGGAUUACCUUCUCGACAGGAAAGACGUACAGCCGGCGUGGUACGACUUCACACACCACGAAUUUGUUGAGCAGAUGGGCGCUGGCACGCUCGAUCCAAAAGCUUUCAAAUACUACAUGAUUCAGGACUACCUUUACCUAAUCCACUUUGCCCGAGCCAAUGCACUAGCUGGAUACAAGGCUAAGAAUAUGGACGACAUCGCCGGCGCAGCAGCGAUUGUAACGCAUAUCAAGAACGAGACUGAGCUGCACAUCAAUGAAUGCAAGGACUUUGGACUGACUGUAGAAAUGAUGGAGAAGUACGAGGAGUCUCAAGCUUGCACAGCUUACACGAGAUAUGUGCUCGACAUCGGACAGUCGGAGGACUGGCUUGCGCUGCAGAUCAGUCUCCUGCCGUGUUUGCUGGGAUAUGGCAUGAUCGCGAGGAGAUUGAAGAAAUUGCAAGAGACAAAUCCACCAAAGACACCGAAUCGAUACCUGACGUGGAUCAACAACUAUGUUGCGGAAGACUAUACAGCGGCGGUGACGAAGGGCUGUGAAUUGAUCGAGAAACAUGCUUUUAAGCAGUCGCCCUACCGGGUUGAGGAGCUUGUGAAGAUUUUCAUUCAUGCGACGAAGAUGGAGACUGGAUUCUGGGAGAUGGCUUCGGCGCCGGAAGCUGGGAAGCAGGCGAAGAGCGAGUCUGGGCUCAGAAACACACAUCAUAGCCACGUUCGGUGGUGA